CUUAAGCCUCCUUUCUUUUCUUUUUUAUUUAAACAAAUAGAUGUAGAAUAUGAAUAAUUUAGGGGAGAAAAUAAAUAAUUUAGGAGUUUUAUUCAUAUAUAAUCGAUGAGAGGGUGACUCUAUAUUGCAGAUAUGGUACCUACAAAUUUCAUAAAAAAUCGUUUGUGCUGACAACGAUAAAUGCUUUUAUUUUAGUGUUUUUUUUUUUUUUUUUUGGGAGGGGUUGGUCAAACAUGAGAAACAAGAAGGCAAAUUUGCAGAUAAAAAAGGAAGACAGAAGCAUGCAUGAAAGCCAAAAAAGCAUGUGACCAACUUUGUAAAAUUCAACUUUUUUUUUCAGCCUUUUGGUAAAACUUAUCUACAAAUCUAAACUAUAUGAAUUAUACAUUUUUAUCUAACGGAAUUCACAACGUUUAAUAAUCAUAUAUAUACAUAAAGAUAAAGAUGCUAGCUAAGUAGCUAGCAAGAACACAUGCCAACUUGUAAUUUCCAUACAUCAAGAACACUGACAUUCUGAUGGUAAGCAACUUAACUCUGGUGGCAACUAUAUCUCUUUUAAAAGUUCAUUCUCAAGAAUAUUGAUGAGUCCUUUAUUUCUUUUUAUAAAACAUUAACUAGCCAAUUUUAUAUGGGCUAAGAAUAAUAAAAUGGUCACGAAAUUCGAUCUUGAUUACCAUAAAAUAUGCCAACUUGUAUUUAUGUUUAGCGCUACAUUUGUGAGAUGCUAAUUGGAUUACAAAUCCAAACAAAAGAUUCCACUCCUUUUUGUGAUCAUCUUGAUAAUGGUAUUUAUAUGUAGCUUGUUUAUAGAGAUUAAUUAGAGGAUUUGAGCAUAAAGUGAAUACGGAAUAUAAUGGAAAACCACCGGCCAUAUAUCCAAACAUUCGACCUCAUCUCUGCGUUACGACUUGCUCACAUAAUGUUGGCAGCAUCAAAUUUAUUAUUCGGCGCGUCUCCAUAAUAUUAUAUAUUGGACCAUUCAUAUUUACAUAUAUGCAUAUUGGACCAUUUGUAUUUGAUUAUAUUGGACCAAUUUCGCAGACAAAAGUAGCUAGCUAGUGUAACUGUGUAAGAUGAUAUUACAGAAAAAGCCGACAAGAAGGAUAGAGAUAUCCAUUACCAACAAUUCCCUUAUUCUACUAACCUAUUUAACUGAAAAAUAUAUAUUCUACUUUUAUAUUGUUGUAAAAUCUUGAAGAAAUAAUAAAUAUCCUUAAAUAUCUCUUAAAAAUAAUAUCCUAUCAUAAAAAAGCUAACAACCAUGACUAUCACAUCACAUCAAUCACUUUGUUAUCAUUAUAUGGCAUAUCCUCUCUAUAUAUAUAUGCCAUUUAAAAUAAAAUAAAAACCUAGCUACCAGUUAAAUUUAGAACUCCACCUUGUAUAAAUACUCUGCAUGCCUCUAUCACUCUCCCCCAACCAACUCACACCCACAUUCUCUCGCUCUCUGUAGCUUCUUCUCUUUCUCUUUCUCUAAAAAUACAAAAAAAAAAAUGCAAUACAAAACAGAAACUCGAGGGUCGUUGUCCUACAACAACAAUAGCAAGGUGAUGAACAACAUGAAUGUGUUUCCAUCGGAGACACUGGCGAAGAUAGAGUCGAUGGCGGCAGAGAAUGCGGUGGUUAUAUUCAGCGUAAGCACGUGCUGCAUGUGCCACGCCAUCAAGCGUCUCUUCCGUGGAAUGGGGGUCAGCCCCGCCGUCCACGAGCUCGACCUCCUCCCUUACGGCGUUGAAAUUCACCGAGCUCUCCUCCGUCUCCUGGGCUGUUCCAGCGGUGGCGCUACUUCUCCGGGGGCACUUCCGGUGGUGUUCAUCGGAGGAAAGAUGGUAGGAGCAAUGGAGAGAGUGAUGGCUUCACAUAUCAAUGGCUCACUCGUCCCUCUUCUCAAAGAUGCUGGCGCUCUUUGGCUCUGAUUGAUGAUCUCAUCCUCCAAACCAACCUUUCGUUUUUCUUUACUUUCUUUGACUUCUAAGGACAAAAAAAGAUUAGGUUAAUUAUAGUGUUGAAUUAGGGACAGUGAGAGAGAAGAGUUGUGCGUUUGUUUUAAGCUUAGCUCUUUUGUCUAUCUUAAUCACACUAAUAUAUAAAUGUUUACUAAUCAAUAUGUCUCUUGUUAGCUUCCUUAUCUCUAAUUUUACAAUCUUUGACA
This is a messenger RNA of Arabidopsis lyrata subsp. lyrata, 2152 nucleotides long. Its product is annotated as glutaredoxin-C8. The transcript has a single exon. The record is from RefSeq and is a predicted model, not a curated record. Lineage: Eukaryota; Viridiplantae; Streptophyta; Magnoliopsida; Brassicales; Brassicaceae. Bases 1494 to 1916 code for a protein of 140 amino acids. Gene Ontology annotation, biological process: anther development; negative regulation of DNA-templated transcription. Gene Ontology annotation, cellular component: cytoplasm; nucleus.